AUGUCACGGUGGCGCGCCGCCGCGUCCAGCAUCUCCGCCGCCGCCGCCGUUGCCUCCCGCAACUCUGCGGCGGAAGCCCGCGUCCUCUCCAGGGCUUUGGCGAAGGCUCCCUCGCCGCUUCCGCUUCCUCUCCAAACCCUCUCGAGAACCUUCGCCAAGUCCGCUGCCGCCGCCGCCACGGCCACGUCUCCCGGCACUGGCGCCUCCUCCCCGCCCGCCGGGCCGAGGCCCGAGAUCAGACUGAAUUCUAUGUUCUUAUCCAAGCCCUGUUCAUUAGCGUUGCCACCUGACUCCCCUCAUAGAGCAGUGGAUCCACAAUAUGAAGGCAUCAAGCGAUUCCUGCUCACACUGUUGUUGUUCUACAGUAAGCAAAGCAAGUCCAUCAGAGGGGCAAAUGUUGUUUAUGAUCGAAUCACUUCUCAAGUUGAUGCACCUGCUAUUUAUGAUGUUUUUCAGUUGGAGAAAACAUUUAAGACAACAUUUUCAUUGCUUGUUCUCCAUAUGUGGCUUGUUCUGCGCCGCUUGAAGGAAGAAGGGAAGGAUGGUGUUAAGUUCGGACAGUACAUCUAUGAAAUGUACAACCACGAUGUAGAGCUCAGAGUUUCAAAAGCUGGGGUUAACUUGCUCUUGAUAAAAUGGAUGAAGGAGCUAGAGAAAAUAUUCUAUGGAAACAUUGUGAAGUAUGAUGCUGCGAUAAGCCCAGAGGCUCGUCAAGAUGAUCUCGUAAAUGUCAUCUGGAGAAAUAUUUACGCUGAGGAAGGUUCAGAGGCUAUGGAUGCGGCUGCUGCCCCUGCUGUCCAGGCAUUGGCAAGAUACACACGAAGGGAGGCAACUUGUCUAUCAUUGACUG
Molecule: messenger RNA, 850 nt
Organism: Miscanthus lutarioriparius
Lineage: Eukaryota; Viridiplantae; Streptophyta; Magnoliopsida; Poales; Poaceae
Source: the annotation of a GenBank genome assembly